AAUGCCAGUGGUUAUAAAGGGUGAAUGCCUCAGUAAUGUUAGAGUGCCUCAGAUGUUGAACUGUUUAUGAUGUUUAAAAAAGCUUUAUACUGUACAUGACCGAUUUAUUCCCUGGUUAAUGAGAAAACUACAGUAUAAUUGUAAUUCACAUAUCUACUUUGUAGAUUUCAGAUUUAUAACAUUGCUCAUUUUUGCCAAAAAGAGUCAGAUAGCACCUUAUAAUUCCAAGGAAAUAACCAGGUAGGAUAUGUUGUAUUCCCUAGUUUUGCAAAUUAACAAAUUUUAGAAAUUUACAUUAGAUAAACAUAAUGAAAUGAAAAGCAGACAGUGGUAAAUGGCAUACAGGAAUUAUUAAAACAAUUUGUUUUAGCAAAUAAAGUCACAAUAAAAGGCUGCCUUAGCUUCCCUUCACCAUAACCUUAAGAGUUAAUCAGUUUUCUCAUACAACAAAAGCAGACUAAGAUCUAGCUUAGUUCAUGGCGUGGCCAAGUGCCAAAACAAGGAACCUGUUUUGUGUGAGUGUUGUUCAAAGGAGAGAAAAUCAGAGGAAAGCGAAACUGAUCUUUCAGGAAAACAAAACUUAGUCUCUGAGAGACAGUGAGCUCCACACUCUGAGAGAUCUGAGAGACUCCAGUGUGCACAAGCAAGAUGGCAGGACAAUUAAAGCAGUACAUGGCCUGGCUUCUUUCUCCUAAACUGCUGCUGCUGGCAUGUCUUGUGGUUGUGGCAGCUUUUGGGAUUCAGAUUUUUAAGCAACAGGGCAGCUCUUCAAGUGAACAAGUAACAGAAUUCAACAGUGAGCUUCGGCUCCUGCUAAUCGGAAAGACAGGUGUGGGCAAGAGCGCAACGGGAAACACCAUUCUUGGAAAAAAGGUUUUUGAAUCUGAGAUCUCCUCUUCAUCUGUAACUACACAGUGUGUAAAAGCCCAUGGAAGUGUACAUGGCAGAAAAGUGUCUGUUAUUGACUCUCCAGGCCUGUUUGACACUCAGUUAACUGAAGACGAGGUGGUCAAUCGGAUUAAGCUGUGCAUUCCAUUCUCUGCUCCAGGACCUCAUGUCUUUUUAGUUGUGAUUCAGAUAGGUAGAUUUACAGAGGAAGAAGAAAAAACAGUUAAGAUAUUUCAAGCAAUUUUUGGGGAAAAGUCAUCCAGUUACACUAUGGCUCUCUUCACUCAUGGAGAUCAACUGAAGGGGAAAAAUAUUCAUCAAUUUGUACGCAACAACACAAAGCUUUUGAGUUUCAUCAGGAAAUGCAAUGGUGGAUACCAUGUGUUCAAUAAUGAAGAUCAGAUUCCAGAACAAGUCAUCCAGCUCCUGGACCAGAUUGAUAAGAUGGUCACUGUAAAUGGUGGAGAACAUUACACUACAGAGAUGCUUCAGGAGGCCGAGAGAGCGAUAGAAGAAGAGAAACAGCGGAUUCUGAAAGAAAAUGAAGCACAGAGACAGAAGGAGAUAGAAGAGCUUAGGGCGAAGUUUGAAGGGGAAGCACUUGAGAGAGAAAAAAAGAAACUUGCGGAGGAACAUGAGAGACAGGCAAGAUGGAAAGCUGAGAGAAGCACCUCACUGUUUGGAAAGAUAGGCAGCUUUUUUCAUGCAAUUUACACAACGAUUCGUAACCUGUUUUAAAUAACAUGUAAGAUCAGAUUUAUUUUUAAAGCAAUAAUAUAGUCUCCAUUCUACUGUGACCGAGUGUCAAUUUUUAAAAAUGAUAUUAGAAAAGAUUGUGUGACAAUGAGGCCAUGGGUUAUUGUAUUUUCAAUUGAACUAAAUUAGUCUUCUAGAUUUAGUGUCAUUACAAAUCCACAAUUAAAUGGAUUACUUCCAAGUAUUCCGUGGUGAAGGAAACAUUUUCAUGAAAUAGGAUCAGUAAUUAUAAGCAAUUUUUUAAAAAGCAAAUCUUAAAGCCAGCAAAGGCAGCCAUAACAUGGAUGAAUAACAGUGAUGCAGGCUGAAACAUUAACUAUAAUAAUGUUGUGUUGAUAUUAACUUUUCUCUGUCUCUUCCUAGUAUUGACACUUACUGAAAAACAAUAUCUUCGGGCUGAUGUCAACUUAUAACAGAGACUUUGAAGAGACUUGAAGAAAAUGCUUAUAAAAAGCUGACUGUAUUUUAGUUUUACUUCAGCAGGACAAAAAUGUCACACUCAGCUUUUAUGUGAAAGCAUCUGUUGUGUAUUUCUAUAUAUUUUUUUUCUUUAACUAUUGUGACCUUUAUGUUAAUUAGGAGAAUAAAAUUGCAUGUAAGUGAAA
Molecule: messenger RNA, 2249 nt
Organism: Pangasianodon hypophthalmus (striped catfish)
Lineage: Eukaryota; Metazoa; Chordata; Actinopteri; Siluriformes; Pangasiidae
Exons: 4
Coding region: 649-1626 (325 amino acids)
Molecular function (GO): GTP binding
Source: RefSeq, a predicted model, not a curated record